This is a messenger RNA of Tilletiopsis washingtonensis, 1021 nucleotides long. Its product is annotated as Snf7-domain-containing protein. Gene Ontology annotation, cellular component: multivesicular body. The coding region runs from base 25 to 885 and encodes 286 amino acids. The record is from RefSeq and is a predicted model, not a curated record. Lineage: Eukaryota; Fungi; Basidiomycota; Exobasidiomycetes; Entylomatales. Gene Ontology annotation, biological process: late endosome to vacuole transport via multivesicular body sorting pathway; vesicle budding from membrane. The transcript is spliced from 3 exons.
CUCUCUCACUCUCAUCACCCCACAAUGAAUCGUCUCUUCGGCUCGCGCGCCGCCGCCGCGCCCAAGCCGGGCCUGGCCGAGGCCAUCGCCUCGACCGACGCGCGCGCCGAGGGCGUGCAGGCAAAGAUCGACAAGCUCGACGUCGAGCUGGCCAAGUUUCGCGACCAGAUGAAGAAGAUGCGCGACGGGCCCGGAAAGACAGCGAUCCAAACGCGCGCCAUCCGCGUGCUGAAGCAAAAGCGUCUGUACGAAGCGCAAAUCGCCACGCUUCAACAGCAGUCUUACAACAUGGAGCAAGCGACGAUGACGACUGAGAAUCUGCGCAACACGAUGGCGACGGUGGAUGCGAUGGGCGCGGCGAACAAGGAGAUGAAGAAGACGUACGGCAAGAUUGACAUUGCCAAGAUUGAGCGCACGCAGGACGAGAUGGAGGACCUGAUUGAGAUGGCCAACGAGGUGCAGGAGAGCCUGGGGAGAGCGUAUGGAGUGCCGGAGGAGGUGGAUGAGAGUGAAUUGCAGGCCGAGCUGGAUGCUCUCGCGGACGAUCUGGGCGAGGAAGAGACGGAGACGCCGAGCUACCUCACGAGCGGCGCCUCGGAGCUGCCCGACCUGGCGGCGGCACCAAGUGCACUGCCGGAGAUUGGAGGGAGCAAGGUGAGUUUAUGCUUGCCUUUCAGACGGAGAGAAGAAAGGGGUGAGGAGGCAGUGGCUGCGGCGCCCUCUGUCUGCGCUGGUGCAUGUCCGCUCUUUGCGCUCUGGUGGUGCUUCGAGCAGAGGCAAGAGCCUUGGCCUAGAGCGAGAGAAGCUCGGAAGCCACAAGAGGACGCGACACAGGCGCCUCUGCGUUAUGCGGAGAUCGCACGCUUCGCUGCCGUGCUGCCAUGAUGCGUGGCACCAUGCCGCUCUCUUGCUGACUCUCCGACCCGGCCGAGCAGGAAGCGAUGCGCGCUGCCUGAGCCCAAGUCUCUGCGCAUGCCUCUCUCGCACGUCGCCUGCGUCGCGGUCAAGCUGCUCUCCGGGC